Molecule: messenger RNA, 1346 nt
Organism: Scylla paramamosain (green mud crab)
Lineage: Eukaryota; Metazoa; Arthropoda; Malacostraca; Decapoda; Portunidae
Product: fibrocystin-L-like
Exons: 8
Coding region: 1-1173 (390 amino acids)
Source: RefSeq, a predicted model, not a curated record
AUGUUGUUGCUGGUACAUAACAACUUCUGUGUCUUGUGUGCAGAACAGGCUGGCUACAAGACCCUUGGAGAGCUGUGCAAGGACACAACUCGGUGGAUGGGGAAUGAACUAUGGAAGAAGGGAGGCACGGGGCCACUGACAGACUGCUGCAGACUCAAUAACUUCUACAUCUGGAGAAUCUCAGACACAGGCUUCUAUGUCCAGCACUAUGCCAGCUCCCUCAUCACCAAUGUUGUCUCUGUGGACAGUCCCCUGGGAGCAAUGCAGAUCAUCUAUGAGCCAGAUUCACUGAGUCACAAGUUCCACCCCAAGACAGCCAAUGCCAGUCACUCCCUGUUUGUGGGUGUCUCCCCAUCACACACUUGUGAAUACCAGGCAUCCAAGUCCCGGCUAAUGAAGUUCUAUGGAGAUAAAUUUUUUGGCGGAGGUGUCGGCGGAGGAAACACUGGCAUCCUCUUAGCAUCAUUCACCUCUGGAUCUAAUAUGGCACCUCUCAUGACCUUCAGUAAUGCUGGCACUUACCCAGCACUCUACAGCUCCACACACUUUGAGGGUCUCACGUUCCACAACUUCCGUGACACCGACUGCGGGCGAGGCAUUGCUCUCAUGGUGAACCCUCAGUCAGAGGACGCCAACCACCCCGCGUUUGUCAAGGGUCUCUUGUUCCUCAACACACCACAGGAGAACUACAUGUACAUUCCUAGGCCCAACUUGAGCAGCAUUGAUCCGUCAGAGUGUGUGGAUACGGACUGUGAUGGACUAAAGAAGGUGGUGGUGACGGAUGUUGAUGGAUCUCUGCUGGGUGAAAAGGAUGCCACAGUAAUCUCUCAGGCUGACUGGGAGUGGGACGGAGAUCCUCGGAGGGGCAUUGGAGAUUACCGCAUUCCUCUUCCAAUCAGACAGAAUCCUGACGGAUCCCAGAUUGAGGCAGCUGACAAGUUUCCGAAUAAAGGCAUUGUCCGUGAUGCUUCCUGUGCUGUGGUUCCAUCGUGGCAGGCAUGGAAGUGCUUCUCGCUGCGUUGCCGCCUCAUGAUCAUUGAGAGCAUAGACACAGACACAGAGGUGUGGCGCCUCUCCCCCAUCGCCCUCAUUGCCAACCCUGCUGGAAAUUUGCCUGCGUUCCCCAAGAGGAUGGCCGAUCCAGUCCCUCAGACCAUCGAGCUGCAGCUAUGAUGUCUUAUAUUCUGCAUCCAUCUUCGUUAACAAGCUUCUUAAUCAAUCAGUCACUCAGAAUGCUUUUUGUCUUUCUGAUCGCCAGUAUGAAACCCUUGACGGACGCUGCACUGGAAUAUAUCUCAGUGGGCUUUUUUUAUUUAUUGAUUUUUUGUUGCCCUUGGUCAGUGUCC